AAGAAAAUCAGGUGACAGGAAUCGAUUGCGGGCCAUUUAAAAUGACGCACGAUUCGACAGACUGCGCGACGAUAUCCAAGUCCUCCCAAGCGAAUGAAUAUAUUAUUCCCAAAUGGCCGAAAAUUGAGCUAAGUCAUGCUUUCAAGGCAGACAUACUUAAGGCUUUUAAAAUGUUUGAUGUUACCGGAGAGGGCACAGUGACUGUCGACGCAGUACGGGUUGCAUUCAGGGCACUUGGAUACGACACCGAAGUGAAUGAGUUCAAAGAACUUCGCCACCAGACAAAAGAGUUUGGAGGACGCGUUGACUUUGGAGAAUUCCUAAAUCUGAUCACAGACCGCAUGCUGGCUCUUGAUAACGAUAUGGAUAUACAAAAAUCAUUCGAACUUAUGGAUACAGGGGAUAAAGGAUACAUCGACAUCGAGGACCUACGAAAAGCAGCUGCCACGCUCGAAUUACCCGAGAUGUAUGAUGACGAUUUCGCUGCUAUGCUACUCGGAGCGCAAAUUAACGAUCCAGCCGAGGAACUGCAGAAGGCCUACGAGGAACGACAAAAGCAGGCGCGAAUACGCAAAGGUCUGUCUUACGGGAUAGACACAACCACAGCAGAAGUAAUGGCAGCCGCGGCUGUCUCAAGCGGUCAAGUCAUGCCCGGCAUGUCGGGAUUUCAACGUGCUCGACGACUCUCCUCUAGUGGACAACCAAGUCCUGGCACACUUACGGUGGAUCUAAAACAGUUUAAUCACUUAAUGAAGAUGACAAGACCACCAGUGGAAGACAUCACGCUACUUUAAGCCGCCAAUAAUCUGUUUCUCAUCGACACUUUCCACUAGGAGGUCAACUGUAAUGAGAGACGAACCCGAAUUCAUAGAACAAAUGAUGAGUCUGAUUUGACGGUAGUGAAACAGCUCUAACUUUCUGACCGAUAAAAUACACAUAUGAUAGUAAAGCA
Opisthorchis viverrini is the source of this 952-nucleotide messenger RNA. RefSeq lists its product as hypothetical. The transcript has 2 exons. Gene Ontology annotation, molecular function: calcium ion binding. Lineage: Eukaryota; Metazoa; Platyhelminthes; Trematoda; Opisthorchiida; Opisthorchiidae. The record is from RefSeq and is a predicted model, not a curated record. Gene Ontology annotation, cellular component: cytoplasm. The coding region runs from base 42 to 794 and encodes 250 amino acids.